ACGGCUCCUUUAAGAAAACGGAACUGAGCCUCGGCUUUUGACGCGUUGCUGAGGAUGUGGGCAGGAAACGCCAUGCAAGAGCGGAGGAGCGAUCACGCUUCCCAGCCCCGUUGCACAAUACAGUGCGAUCAAAAUGUGCUUUAAUUCGCCACGCUAAUGUCCAGGAGCGGCCAUUCUCCUCGGAUCUGCGCUCCGCGGCCGUCACAGAGCAGGCGAGGAGGAUUUGACUCCUAUCCGAGCGAGAGGGCAGCCUUCCCAGCCUGCUCGCUUUGAAAACAUCGGGGCUGGUCAGCGGGUGGGAGAGAGAGAGAGAGACACAGAGACACAGAGAGAGAGAGAGAGAGAGAGCAGGCAGGCUUCGUCGCGGAAAAAAAGGAGGUGUCUGCCAUGAGGGAGUACAAAGUGGUUGUUUUGGGCUCGGGUGGAGUCGGGAAAUCGGCGCUGACGGUCCAGUUCGUGACGGGCUCCUUCAUCGAGAAGUACGACCCCACGAUAGAGGAUUUCUACCGGAAGGAGAUCGAGGUGGACUCGUCCCCGUCGGUGCUGGAGAUCCUGGACACGGCGGGGACCGAGCAGUUCGCCUCCAUGCGAGACCUGUACAUCAAGAACGGCCAGGGCUUUAUUUUGGUUUACAGCCUGGUGAACCAGCAGAGCUUCCAGGACAUCAAGCCGAUGAGAGACCAGAUCAUCCGGGUGAAGAGAUACGAGAGGGUGCCCAUGAUCCUGGUGGGAAACAAGGUGGACCUGGAGGGGGAGAGAGAGGUGUCUUCCGGGGAAGGCAAGGCGCUGGCCCAGGAGUGGAACUGCCCGUUUAUGGAAACUUCAGCCAAAAAUAAAGGAUCAGUCGACGAACUGUUUGCGGAAAUAGUCAGACAGAUGAACUAUUCAACUGUUCCCAGUGGUGGCGACCAGUGCUGCUCUUGUGUCCUGCUCUAAAACAACAACAACAACAACAACAACAACCUACAGAAAACAGUGCAUCCGGGCUGAGUUGGCGCUUCUAAGUUGUCCUGCAGGCUUUUUGCGAAGCUAUUCUCUCUCCUCACACUGUUGUCUUAUUGUUGCACACAAAUCAACGACGACAAUAAUCCAUUGUGUAUUAUAGCCUGGAAAAGUGUUUACAUGACAAAGUACUUGAAUGUUUUUGGAUUUUUUUUUUUUAAUAUAGCUUUGUAUAUGACACUUCUCUGGAAAUGUGCCUCAGUGGGAAUGUCUUAUUGUGAAACCUAAGAGACACCUGUUUUCUGGUUAUUUUUUUUUUUUUUUUUGUGGUUUUAUUUGUUGAGUUGUACUGUUACAUCUUCUAGGCCGGGUCCAUCUGUUUUAGGGUUGGUGGGGUUAUGCUAAAUCCAGGCAGAGCUGGGAUUGGUCACUUGUAAGGUCUUUUUUGGGUGAGACCCCGGGGCUCAAAGCUGCUCCUAAACGUAUCAAUCACCACUCUAGCCUUGCACAGGUUACUCACAUCAGAUCUCCACAAUUUAUUUCCCCAAAAGGUCAAGUGUGAGACAGACGCAGACCCCCCCCCAGCCACUAAGAUACUGUAUUUGAAGCCGUGGACUGUGGUGGAGUUGUGUUACGACUAAAUGUUUUUGUUUUUAUCCCCCCCCCCCCCCCCUCCGGUCUGGUGAAAGUGGAUUUAUCAUGGAACUUGCACUUAGCUGACGGUGUCCCUCCUCAGUGUGCACAAACAAGGACCUUAGUGCAUUGCUGUCGCUGCAUGGGGAACGCCACAACCCCAUGUCAAGUGCCUUCCUAAGAAAACUCCUGUGACUGUGCCAACUGAUGAGCCCUACUUCCUCUGCAGUGCGUCUUGAUGGCAAUCAGAACUUUUUUAGCAGUUUUCAGUAAACAAUCUAGUUUAAUUUGGUGUUGAAGUGAGGAGAGCCUCUAACCUAUCUUGCUGUCAGGAAGCUGAGCUUGUGUCAGACCUGAUUUUUCAGGGUCAGACUCGAGCCGUUUCUCGAGGUACUAGUCCAACAAGAACAA
Molecule: messenger RNA, 1986 nt
Organism: Perca flavescens (yellow perch)
Lineage: Eukaryota; Metazoa; Chordata; Actinopteri; Perciformes; Percidae
Product: ras-related protein Rap-2b
Exons: 1
Coding region: 388-936 (182 amino acids)
Biological process (GO): Rap protein signal transduction
Cellular component (GO): membrane
Molecular function (GO): GTP binding; GTPase activity
Source: RefSeq, a predicted model, not a curated record